Etheostoma cragini (Arkansas darter) is the source of this 6089-nucleotide messenger RNA. It is a transcript of the gene nrxn3a, whose product is annotated as neurexin 3a. NCBI's taxonomy places the organism in Eukaryota, Metazoa, Chordata, Actinopteri, Perciformes, Percidae. The transcript has 25 exons. The record is from RefSeq and is a predicted model, not a curated record. Bases 727 to 5175 code for a protein of 1482 amino acids.
CGCCUCUUCCCUGCAGCCGCUGCAAGUCGCACCGAGCUAACAGCGGCUUUUGAGAGUAUGAUGCACCGUGGUGGACGCACCUGUGAGGAACGCUAAAGCCAGCCCGGCCCGCCUGGUGCUCCCCGCCCGCAGCCGUGUACAGCCCCGCCAGAACCGUAAACACUUGAUUGCUUUUUAGCACCAUCCUGGAUUUUAAAAGCUAAGGCUGUGUGGAGUUUACAGCUGGAUAUUAGUAGGUGGAUACUCCUGGCAUUGUGUUUAACUAAGUGAUGGAACUAAGAGAGGCCAGUGGAUCCCUUGUCAGCUCCAUUUCCCAGCGGACAACAUGAAGGAGGAAAUUCCUCUCGCCCUGACAGUCGGAGAAGUCCAUUCCAUAAGACCCUGCACUAUGAGUCUAAAAGUGUAAAAAAAAAGAAUAUAGGAAUCACCUCCUCUUGUCGGUCUUCUCUUUACCCCUAAGGAGGAAAACAACAAUUCCUCCAUACGACUACUGCCCUGCAACUACUGAACAGUUUACUGAUGUAAACAUACUGACCCUAAGACUGUUAACUUCGACUGUUCUCCUGCUACUGCCCUUUUCCCUUUAAAAACAUAUUUUUCUAAGAAAUAUUUAUCAGAAUAUAUCUCUGCAUAUACUGUGGAUAAAACUGGAUCAUUGAAAUUCAGUGCGACCCAUCCUAAGAUUUUAACUCCCCUUUUUGGAUUAAAAAAAAAUCAUUUGCAGCUAUGGGUCUUAUAGGUUUUUCUAUCAGACUGCAAGUAUUCCUCGGCACAUGUCUGGGACUGGACUUUUUAGGCACUCCAGGUCAGUGGGCACGCUACCUCCGCUGGGACGCCAGCACCCGUGGUGACCUCAGCUUCCAGUUCAAGACGGAGGCCUCGGAGGCACUGCUGCUGUACUUUGAUGAUGGAGGCUACUGUGACUUUCUGCAGCUGUCAGUGGUAGAGGGCCGAGUGCAGCUGGGUUUCAGCAUUGACUGUGCUGAGACCACAGUCGUGUCUGACAGACGGGUGGACGAUGGCAGUUGGCACUCUGCCACUCUGAGCAGGUAUAACCUCCGCACAGUUCUGGUACUGGAUGGCCAGGCUAAAGCAGAUGAGGUGCGACCUCAGCGUCUGUUCAUGAAAAUAGUCAGCGAUCUGUUUCUGGGUGGAGUGCCUCAGGAUAUCCGCAAUGGUGCACUCACACUGCCUACCGUGCGAAACAUGCAGCCCUUCAGGGGCACAAUUACAGACCUCAAAUAUGGCAUCUCGCAGCCCCUGUUCCUGGGAAGCUUUAUGGUGCCCCUGGAGACAGAAGGGUGGUGCACAGUGAACCCAUGUGAGAAUGGCGGUACAUGCUCGGUGGUGGAUGGACAGCCAGUCUGUGACUGCUCCAAAACCGAAUACAAGGGCCGCUUCUGCAGUGAAGAGGUCAACAGCAAUAUGCCAGGCCUUGCACACAUGAUGGCAGAACAAGCUAAAAGCAAAGGUACAGCUUUUUCGAAAUCUUUACUUUUCCGCCUCUAUGAAAAGCGCCGCUUGCUCUCAAGGGAAGAGAAUGUGGCCACGUUCCGUGGCUCGGAGUACUUCUGCUACGAUCUUUCCCAGAACCCCAUCCAGAGCAGCAGCGACGAGAUUACGCUCUCCUUCAAGACAUGGCAGCGCAACGGCCUUAUCCUUCAUACCGGAAAGUCAGCUGACUACGUCAACCUGGCACUGAAAGACGGCGCCGUCUCCCUCGUUAUCAACCUGGGCUCCGGAGCCUUUGAGGCCAUUGUGGAGCCAGUCAAUGGGAAGUUCAAUGACAACUCGUGGCAUGAUGUCAAAGUGACCCGCAACCUUCGGCAGGUGACAAUAUCCGUGGAUGGGAUUCUGACCACUACGGGUUACACCCAGGAAGACUACACCAUGUUGGGCUCUGAUGACUUCUUCUAUGUGGGUGGCAGCCCCAGCACCGCUGACCUGCCGGGCUCUCCAGUCAGCAACAACUUCAUGGGCUGUCUCAAGGAGGUGGUGUAUAAGAACAAUGACAUCCGUCUUGAGUUGUCCCGGUUGGCUCGCAUUGUGGACCCUAAGAUGAAAAUCCAGGGUGAAGUUGCCUACAAGUGUGAGAAUGUAGCCACUCUGGACCCCAUUUCUUUCGAGACUCCCGAGGCCUACAUCAGCCUCCCCAAGUGGAACACCAAGCGGAUGGGAUCCAUCUCUUUUGAUUUCCGCACGACUGAGCCCAACGGCCUUAUCCUCUUCACCCAUGGCAAACCUCAGGAGCGCAAAGACGCUGCCCGCAGCCAGAAGAACACCAAGGUGGACUUUUUUGCAGUGGAGCUGCUGGAUGGCAGCUUGUACCUUCUGUUGGACAUGGGCUCAGGGACUAUCAAGGUGAAGGCCACGCAGACAAAGGUCAAUGAUGGUGCCUGGUUUCACGUGGACAUCCAGAGAGAUGGACGCUCAGGGACCAUCUCCGUAAACAGCAGAAGGACCCCGUUCACAGCCAGUGGUGAGAGCGAGAUUCUGGACUUAGAGGGCGACAUGUACUUAGGGGGGCUUCCCAGUGACCGCACCAACCUCAUCCUGCCCACCGAGCUCUGGACUGCGAUGCUCAACUACGGCUACGUGGGCUGUAUCCGUGACCUUUUCAUUGAUGGUCGAAGCAAAGACAUCCGUCAGAUUGCUGAGGCACAAAAUGGCGCUGGCAUCAAACCCUCUUGCAACAAGCAACCAGGCAAGCAGUGUGAAAGCUACCCGUGCAAGAACCGAGGUGUCUGCAAAGAAGGCUGGAAUCGAUUCAUCUGUGACUGCACUGGCACUGGCUUCUGGUCACGCACCUGUGAAAGAGAGGCGUCCAUUCUCUCCUAUGAUGGCAGCAUGUAUAUGAAGGUGGUGAUGCCAACCAUCAUGCACACAGAAGCUGAGGAUGUCUCCCUGCGUUUUCGCUCGCAGCGGGCAUAUGGCCUCCUCAUGGCCACCACCUCCCGAGACUCAGCCGACACGCUCAGGCUGGAGUUGGACGGGGGUCGCGUCAAACUCACGGUCAACCUAGACUGUAUCAGGAUAAACUGUAACUCCAGCAAGGGACCGGAGACCCUGUAUGCCGGGCAAAAGCUUAAUGAUAAUGAAUGGCAUACAGUGCGAGUGGUGCGUCGCGGCAAAACCUACAAGCUAACUGUUGACGAUGAUGUAGCAGAAGGCCAAAUGGUGGGCGACCACACUCGCCUGGAGUUCCACAACAUCGAAACAGGCACAAUGACAGAGCGUCGAUUUGUUUCCAGCAUCCCAUCCAGCUUCAUUGGUCAUCUACAGAGCCUUAGAUUUAACGGCAUGCUCUACAUCGACCUGUGCAAGAAUGGUGACAUUGAUUAUUGCGAGCUCAAUGCCCGCUUUGGGAUUCGUUCGAUUAUUGCCGACCCUGUCACCUUUAAAUCCAAGAGCAGCUAUCUGAGCCUGGCCACUCUACAGGCCUACACAUCCAUGCACCUCUUCUUCCAGUUCAAGACCACCUCCCCAGACGGCUUUAUAAUCUUCAACUCCGGAGAUGGAAAUGAUUUUAUCGCUGUAGAACUUGUUAAAGGAUACAUCCACUAUGUUUUUGACCUCGGAAAUGGGCCCAACCUCAUCAAGGGCAAAAGUGACAGGGCAUUGAAUGACAACCAGUGGCACAAUGUGGCCAUCACCCGGGACAACAGCAACACCCACACACUGAAGGUUGACGCAACAGCCACUAGCCAGAGUAUCAACGGGGCCAAGAACCUGGACCUGAAAGGUGAUCUGUUCAUCGCAGGACUGGGUCCAGGCAUGUAUGGCAGCCUUCCUAAACUGGUGGCUUCCAGAGAGGGCUACCAGGGCUGUUUGGCGUCGGUAGACCUCAACGGUCGCCUGCCAGAUCUCCUUAAUGACGCUUUGUUUCGCAGCGGGCAGAUUGAGCGUGGAUGUGAAGGUCCCAGCACCACCUGUCAGGAGGACUCCUGUGCCAACAUGGGGAUUUGUAUCCAACAGUGGGAGAACUACACCUGUGACUGCUCCAUGACCUCCUUCACUGGUACACAGUGCAAUGACCCUGGGACGACGUACAUAUUUGGCAAAGGAGGAGGCCUUAUUACAUUCAAGUGGCCAGCCAAUGAGAGACCGAGCACCAGGACGGACAGGCUAACCGUCGGCUUCAGCACCUCCCUGAAAGAUGGCAUCCUGGUCAGGAUUGACAGUGCACCAGGUCUGGGGGACUAUCUUAUCAAGCAUUUAGAACAAGGCAAAAUUGGGGUGACAUUUAACAUUGGCACAGUGGACAUCAGUGUGCAGGAGAGCAGUACCCCAGUGAAUGAUGGGAAGUAUCAUGUUGUUCGCUUCACCAGGAAUGGUGGCAAUGCUACACUGCAGGUGGAUAACUGGGCGAUCAAUGAACACUUUCCAACAGGGAACAGUGACAUUGAACGCUAUCAAAUGGCCAAUAAGAAAAUUCCUUUCAAAUACGCCAGACCAGUAGAAGAGUGGCUACAAGAGAAAGGACGGCAGCUAACAAUUUUCAACACUCAAGCAACAGUCGGAAUUGGUGGUAGUGAUUACGGCAGGCCCUUUCAGGGUCAACUGUCUGGCCUUUAUUACAACGGCCUCAAAGUGUUGAACUUGGCUGCUGAGAGCAACCCCAACAUCAAGAUUAAUGGAAGUGUGAGGUUGGUAGGUGAUGUUCCCAGUGUGGCAGGCUCAGCCAGGACCACGGCCAUGUCUCCAGAAAUGUCCACUACCUUCAUUGAGACUACAACCAUGAUGUCUACCACUACCACACGGAAACACAGAUCCUCCUCAACUGUGCAGCAUACGGCAGAUGACAUUGUGUCAUCUGCAGAGUGUUCGAGUGAUGACGAAGACCUGGAGGAGUGUGAAACUAUCCAUGCAGCACUCCCCACAGAGCCGGGCGUCAGGCGAGUUCCAGGGCCCUCGGAAGUGGUCCGUGAAUCUAGCAGCACCACCGGGAUGGUCAUCGGAAUAGUGGCGGCCGCUGCCCUGUGCAUCCUCAUCCUUCUGUAUGCCAUGUAUAAGUACAGGAACAGGGAUGAAGGCUCCUACCAGGUGGACGAAAGCAGGAACUACAUAACCAACUCAGCUGUGCAAAGCAACGGCGCUGUCAUGAAGGACAAACAGCAGAGUUCGAAAGGCAGCAACAAGAAGCAGAAAAAUAAGGAUAAGGAGUAUUAUGUGUGAGUGUGAGACUUUCGUAAAGACGAGAGAGUGAAGAAAGAAAGUGCUAAGAGAACAUUGACUUUUCCUUGCAAGGAGCUAUGACACAUGAUGGUAUAACAUGGAACUUGAAUAAUCACAUACUGUGCUGAGUAGUUGAACUGAUAUGUACUGUAAUAUAAAGCACACUUACUAUUGUAAGCAUAACAACAAGGCUAAAUAGCAACUUUAGAGACCUUACUCUUCUAUCUGGUCAGAGACGUUAUCAGUAUAGAAAUAUUUCACUGCUACAUCAUUCUCCCAAGUGACUUUUAGAGCUAUGUGAUCCUUGGCAUUAAACAAAAAACUUUUUUUGUAAACUUGUUAAUUACAAAAGGCUCAUAAUCUUAUACAUUUUCAGCAUGUAAGCAACAUGUGCUUAACAAGAGGGUCAGGCACACCAUCAUUGUAGAAGUAAAAAAGGACUCUUCCUGUAUCAGAGUAUGACACAUUUUUAUGUUUUACACAUAAUACAAGUGUGGUGUCCAACUUAUAUUUGCUUUAAGCAAAAGGGAAAAAAUGACAAAAAGAACACUAAGAAAAGAAAACUAGUUCUGUGUAUAAAAUGAUUCCAAGUAAGGAACUUGCCAGGGGCAAGAUCUCCUAAAAUCUGUUUGCUGUGGCAUCCGAUUCACCACAAUUAUUUUCAGUGUUUGACAGAAAGAGUGACCCACUCAGAAGACAGAAGAAGUGGCUGCUCUCUAGGUAAAAAGCAGCUGAUUGUAAAAUGCAUGCCAUCCUAAUUCUACAGUAAAGUUCAGUAUAGUAAAAGUCCAGCAUACAGUGUUCAACUUGGACCGUGUUCUCUUAAUUGAUGCAAAAAGAGUUGUUCACUAUCAGAGCAGAACUCCUCUCAAAAAUGUUAACCAUGGAAAAAACGGUCUUUUAAAAAACAAAAA